Cokeromyces recurvatus is the source of this 1418-nucleotide messenger RNA. RefSeq names its product Mu homology domain-containing protein. Gene Ontology annotation, molecular function: clathrin-cargo adaptor activity. The record is from RefSeq and is a predicted model, not a curated record. Gene Ontology annotation, biological process: clathrin-dependent endocytosis; intracellular protein transport. Bases 4 to 1290 code for a protein of 428 amino acids. Lineage: Eukaryota; Fungi; Mucoromycota; Mucoromycetes; Mucorales; Mucoraceae. Gene Ontology annotation, cellular component: cytoplasmic vesicle; AP-2 adaptor complex. The transcript is spliced from 7 exons.
AACAUGAUUAGUGCAUUUUUCAUCUAUAAUCAAAAGGGAGAGGUUCUUAUCUCUCGACUCUACCGACAUGACUUGAGACGUUCAGUUGCAGACAUGUUUCGAAUUCAAGUCAUUUCAAAUACAGAUGUUCGUUCUCCCAUCGUUACUUUGGGCUCAACCUCAUUCUUUCAUGUACGCCAUGAAAACCUCUAUAUUGUUGCAGUUACUAAAUGGAACGCUAAUGCAGCUUUAAUUUUCGAGUUUUGCUAUCGUGUUGUUAAUAUUGGUCGAAGCUAUUUCGGAAAGUUUGAUGAAGAGGCUGUUAAAAACAAUUUUGUAUUAAUUUAUGAAUUGUUAGAUGAAAUUCUUGAUUUUGGUUAUCCUCAAAAUAGUGAGACAGAUACACUCAAGAUGUAUAUAACAACAGAGGAAGUCAAGUCUGAAAGAGCAGUAGAAGACUCGAGUCGAAUUACUAUUCAAGCUACAGGGGCUAUUUCUUGGAGAAGAAAUGACAUAAAAUACAGAAAGAAUGAAGCAUUUAUUGAUGUUAUUGAAAGUGUCAAUUUGUUAAUGAGCAAUACAGGGACUAUUUUAAGAGCAGAUGUAGCAGGUCAGAUUUUAAUGAGGGCUUAUUUAUCUGGUACACCUGAAUGUAAAUUUGGUUUAAAUGAUAAAUUAUUACUUGAUAAAGAUGCAGUUAAUCGUACAGCAUCACGUCGCGCAAAUGCAGUUGAAAUUGAUGAUUGUCAAUUUCAUCAAUGUGUAAAACUUGGUAAAUUUGAUACAGAUAGAACCAUUAGUUUUGUACCUCCAGAUGGUGAAUUUGAAUUGAUGAAAUAUCGUACAACUGAAAAUGUAAAUUUGCCUUUUAGAGUUCACCCUGUUGUUACUGAAAUUGGAAAUACACGUGUAGAGUAUAAUAUUAGUAUCAAAGCGAAUUUUUCACCAAAGCUUUAUGCAAACAAUGUCAUUAUAAAAAUUCCUACUCCUUUGAAUUCAGCUAAAGUAGAAGUCAAAGUAGGCUCUGGCGGCAAAGCAAAGUAUGCGCCUUCAGAAAAUUGUAUAAUCUGGAAGAUUUCUCGAUUCCAAGGCCAAGCUGAAUUUAAUUUAAGUGGUGAAGCUAUAUUGACUUCAAUGACCCAUAAGCGUGCUUGGUCAAGACCACCAAUUUCAAUGGAUUUCCAAGUUUUAAUGUUCACUUCUUCUGGUUUACUUGUAAGAUUCUUAAAAGUAUUUGAAAAGAGCGGAUAUCAGUCUGUUAAAUGGGUGAGAUAUAUGACGAAGGCAGGAUCUUAUCAAAUUAGAUUUUAAAAAGUAUAUUCAGUGAAUAUAGUGAUUAUUAUAUAAUACCCCACCCUUUCUUUCCCAAUUUAAAGCUAAAGCUAUACUAUAUACAUACUUUAUAUAUCAUAUCAUAGAUAUUGUUAAGUAUAUAUAUA